CUCAGCAGACGGCAGGAAAGAAUGGGAGAUUGGAGUUUCUUGCAGAACCUGCUGGAAAGUGCUCAGCAGCACUCCACUGUGGUAGGGAAGGUGUGGUUAACGUGUCUCUUCAUCUUCCGCAUUCUGGUGCUAGGGACAGCCACCGAUAAAGUCUGGGGAGAUGAGCAGUCCUUCUUCACAUGUGACACCAAACAGCCCGGCUGUCAGAAUGUCUGCUACGACAGGAUCUUCCCCAUCUCCCACAUCCGCUUCUGGGUGCUGCAGAUCAUCUUCGUGUCCACCCCGACCCUCGUCUACCUGGGCCAUAUCUUCUAUCUGGUGCAAAUGGAGGAGAAACGGAAGCAGAAGGAAAAAGAGAAGCUGAGCAGAUACCUAGGUGGAGACAAGGAGGCAUUGACACAGAAUGCAGGGAAUAUUAAAUGUCCCUUGCUGGAUGAACAUGGCAAAAUUAGAAUGCAAGGAGCUCUUCUUCGUACAUAUUUGUUCAACAUUAUUUUCAAAACCAUUUUUGAAAUUGGCUUUAUAUUAGCCCAAUAUUAUCUCUAUGGCUUUGAGCUGAAACCUCUCUACAAGUGUAACUACCAACCUUGUACUAACCCCGUUGACUGUUAUAUCUCCCGUCCAACCGAAAAGACAAUUUUCAUCUUAUUCAUGCUGGCCAUGGCUUGCCUUUCACUACUAUUGAACCUAAUUGAAGUAUGUCAUCUGGGAGUGAAAAAAUUUAGAGAUAGGGUCAAGGAAAAUCAUGAAUCGAAGGCCUGUAAGCAAAAUGGGGUGCUCUCGCUUGAGGGAAUGUGGCCCUCUGCCCCUAGUUACCAACACUUUUCCAACCAUGGUGGACCACAGCUGUACAAGAUGGAGUCAGGGUUCAGUGUCUCUCCCUUGACAGAAACAAACUCUGUGACCCAGCCUUACAAUGGCAAUAGGGCAACAAAGCAAAACCAAGACAACUUUUCUAUGAUGGAUGACAAACAGGAGAGUCAGGAGGAGACAAGCGCGCUCCCCAGUAGCCAAGUUUCUGUGACCAACAAACGGAAGAAUAGUAACACGAGCAAGCAGAGUAAUCGGACCAGAUCCAGUGAUCUAGAAAUCUGAGUUUCUGACUGCUUACACGAUGAGCCACUGACUAAAGAAAUCAUUCCACUUGAAUUUCAAAAGAGAAACUCCCCCCAAAAACUGAAUCCAGCCACCAAUGGGAAAAUUGUCAAAGUGUUUAAUUGACCAACAUGA
Molecule: messenger RNA, 1230 nt
Organism: Hemiscyllium ocellatum (epaulette shark)
Lineage: Eukaryota; Metazoa; Chordata; Chondrichthyes; Orectolobiformes; Hemiscylliidae
Product: gap junction alpha-3 protein-like
Exons: 2
Coding region: 22-1095 (357 amino acids)
Biological process (GO): cell communication
Cellular component (GO): connexin complex
Source: RefSeq, a predicted model, not a curated record